Molecule: messenger RNA, 2859 nt
Organism: Aureobasidium pullulans EXF-150
Lineage: Eukaryota; Fungi; Ascomycota; Dothideomycetes; Dothideales; Saccotheciaceae
Product: ATP-dependent DNA ligase
Exons: 1
Coding region: 1-2859 (952 amino acids)
Biological process (GO): DNA biosynthetic process; DNA recombination; nucleotide-excision repair, DNA gap filling
Cellular component (GO): DNA ligase IV complex
Molecular function (GO): ATP binding; DNA binding; DNA ligase (ATP) activity
Source: RefSeq, a predicted model, not a curated record
AUGACCGAGGAACAACUCGAUGAGAAGUAUCCCAACCGUCCUCACAACCACUCCAAGACCUUUCCCUUCAGCGACCUGUUUCUCACCCUUUUCAAUCCACUCAAUGAGAACAAGAGACGCCGUGGCGGUCCCGCCUUGGUAAGAAGACGUGGCGUCAGUCACCAGAAGAAUGUCAACGAGACUCGUAGAUCAAUCAUCGAAAAGUUCAUCAACCGAUGGCGUACCGAGGUUGGCAACGACAUCUUUCCUGUCUUUCGUCUGAUCGUGCCCGAAAAGGAUCGCGAAAGACCCAUGUACGGUCUAAAAGAAGCUACCAUUGCCAAAUUGAUGCUCAAGACUCUGCAAAUCGACAAGAAUAGCGAACCCGGCUACAACUUGCUUCAUUGGAAAUUGCCAGGAGUCAAGUCUACAAGCCAGAUGGCUGGUGACUUUGCUGGAAGGUGUUACGAGACAAUGUCCGGACGUGAAGGUCGUUCAGGUCCUGGCAACCUCACCAUCGAACAAGUCAACGAGAUGCUUGACGAGCUGUCCAAGAAGCAGAAGGAGGCAGAACAACUACCCAUCUUUCGAGAGUUCUACAAUAACAUGGAUCGUGAGGAAAUGAUGUGGUUGAUCCGUAUCAUCCUGCGUCAGAUGAAGGUAGGCGCUACUGAAAAGACCUUGUUUGAUGCAUGGCAUAAAGACGCCGAGAAACUGUUCAACGUCUCGUCAAGUUUGAGACGAGUCUGCUGGGAACUGGUCGACCCCGAGAUCAGGCUUGAUGGUAACGAUACCGGUAUAAAGAUCAUGCAAUGUUUCCAACCUCAGCUUGCACAGUUUCAGAUGCAUACUGUUGAAAAGAUGGUCACCCAGAUGCAAUGUACCGAAGAGGAUCCCAUCUUCUGGAUCGAGGAGAAGCUGGAUGGUGAGAGAAUGCAGCUUCACAUGAUUUACGACGAAUCGACUCCUGGAGGGUUUCGCUUCAAUUACUGGUCACGAAAGGCGAAAGACUAUACCGAUCUGUAUGGCAAAGGCUUUGAAGAAGAACAGUCUGCGCUCACCCGUCACCUUAAAACCGCCUUCAACGAGAAUGUACGAAGCAUCAUACUCGAUGGUGAGAUGAUCUCUUGGGACAUGAAGGAUGACAGAAUCGUUGGCUUUGGCCAUCUCAAAACACACGCCAAAGCGCACCGAGAAGACAUAAACUCGCCACAUGCACGUCCGCUGUUUCGUAUCUUCGACUGCUUAUACCUGAACGACGAAGUCUUGACAAACUACUCACUCCGCGAUCGAAGAAAAGCUCUUGUUUCAGCUGUGAACAAUGUCCACCGUCGGUUCGAGAUUCACGAAUACGUUGAAGCCACGACAGCUGCAGAUGUGGAGCCCGAGUUGCGCAAGGUGGUAGCAGAAUCUUCCGAGGGUCUUGUCAUGAAGAACCCUCGCUCUGUCUAUCUCCUUAAUUCCCGCAACAGUGACUGGAUGAAAGUUAAGCCCGAAUACAUGACCGAAUUUGGCGAACAGCUCGAUUGCGUUGUGAUCGGAGGCUAUUACGGCAGUGGUCAUCGAGGAGGCAACCUUUCCAGUUUCCUUUGCGGUCUGGCUCCGCCCAGUCAUCUCGCAACUUCCAAUCCGGAAUUCAUGUUUUCGUUCUGCAAAGUCGGCGGUGGAAUGACAGCUCAUGACUAUGCCGAGAUACGACACUUGACUGACGGCAAAUGGACGCCAUGGGAUAAGAAGAAUCCUCCAUUGGAGUGGAUUGAACUCGGUGGUCAUGAGGAAAAUCUGCAAUACGAGAUGCCUGAUGUCUGGAUCAAGCCCAGUGAGUCUGUGGUCCUUCAAAUCAAGGCCGCGUCAGUCAUCGAGCAGGAGAAGAGAUAUCGCACCAAAUGCACGCUGCGCUUCCCACGAUUUACUGCGCUCCGCAAAGAUAAGGAUUGGAAAUCAGCCCUUACUUGGGAAUCCUUUAGAACUCUCAAAGCUCGCGCCGAGCAUGAGAGAAAGGAAAAGGAGUUCAAAGUUGACGAUGCUCGCAAGAAGCGUGCCAAACGUGCUCGUAAGAAGGUUCUAACCAUCAUCGGCGCAGACGAACAGGUCAAAACGCCAUAUGCAGGUCCUGAAUCUGCUCUUUUCAACGGCAUGAAUUUCUACAUCAUCACUGGCGCUGCAAAGCCAAUGAACAAGACCAAAGCAGAAUUGGAGCAACUGGUCAAGGCGAAUGGAGGUAACAUCGUCGCCACUCAUAGUAAUGCCGACACCAUAUGCAUUGGAGAAGGCAAUCCCAUUCGCAUAGCUUCAAUCAAGAAAGCUGGUACUCGAAACAUCUUCAAGCCACACUGGUUGUUGGAAUGCGUCAAGCAGGCUGAAACAGAUGUCGGAAGACCCAACGUCCUUCUCCCCUUCGAACCACGCCACGUCUUAUUCAAGAAGGAGGAAGACGAGGACAGCUUCAACGGCAAUACUGACGAAUAUGGCGACAGCUUCGCCCGAGAUGUUGAUGUUGAAGAAUUGGAAAAGUUACUUGCUGAUAUGCCCAAGUUCGAAGAUGACGACUACGAUGUUGAUGAGAUUAUGGAUGAGUUAUUCGAUGACGAUGUUCUGGAUGGACCAGGAUGUAUGUUCAGAGGUCUACGCAUACAAGUUUCUGGCCAAGGUACACACAUCGAGGCUGCGAAGCGUGUUGUUCUAUUUGCCGGAGCACGUCUGGCGGACUCAAUGGACGACGAGAAAAUUACACAUGUUGUGGCCGGAUCAGAAGCGGAAGCAAGAGAAUUGAGGAUACAGACGGCCCGCCGCCGAUAUCCACCACGCGUUGUCACAACAGGCUGGGUCAUGAAGUCACUCAGAGAAGGCACGAGGCUUGAUGAGGAGAGUGAGCUUUGA